This is a messenger RNA of Colletotrichum paranaense, 1617 nucleotides long. RefSeq lists its product as uncharacterized. The transcript has a single exon. Lineage: Eukaryota; Fungi; Ascomycota; Sordariomycetes; Glomerellales; Glomerellaceae. The record is from RefSeq and is a predicted model, not a curated record. The coding region runs from base 1 to 1617 and encodes 538 amino acids.
AUGACGAAGAAUAGAAAGGGAAAAUCCAAGGCCAAGGUCUCAUCUAGGGAUUCUUCUUCCCAGAGUGGACCCAGCAUUCCCCCGCGGACAACAUCUUCUGCCGAGUCAGCCAUCAACAUCCCAAAGAGAACGGGCUCAGUAAAGGGAACAGAUUCCAGCAGCAAGCCUGUGUUCGGCGUCAUGGUCGGACCCAAUCUCGUUCCCGAAAGAAGCAGCAGCAAGAGAAAAGCUUCUUGGGACGUCGAAACGCUUUCUUCAAUGUCCAAAGUUGAUCUCCUCAAGGAGCUCAAGAGUAAUAUCAGCAAGGAAGAAGCACAACGAAAGAGAUUGAAACCAUCGACAUCCCAUGACUCUCAGUUCUGGAAAGAUUGUGCCAAUCAUGAAGGCCUCAAAGCAUAUCGUGUUGGAGUCGAGGCUCACCUAGAAUUUCUGGACUCCAAAGCCAAAGGUCGCACGAAGGACUGGGGGGAGUGGAUUGAUAGCCAAAACGGCCAGACAUUUGAAAUCCGACAUCUUGCGCAUCAGCAACGGAUAGGACUCCUAAGCAAGCAAGCUGAGAGUAUGCGAGCAGACUCAUUGAACACUCGCAUAAGAGACAAACUUGUCGAGCUGUUCGUUUCUUCCAAGCUUGGACUCGAUGCAACUUUAGCCGGCAUAGGAAGCCGGAGAAGCACAGAUCAGCAGAAGUUCAAGAAGAAAAUGCUCAACGCGUACUGCCCCAAAUCGCUGCGACCCUCUAGAGACUCUGUUUGGGAGCCAGUUCUGCAUAAAUGGGUUGAGACUCCACUUUGCAAGGCGGCGCACCUUUACCCAUGGUCCCAAUUGCACUCAAUGGACUUGAUUUUUGGCUCUGAAGGACCUAGGGACAUCUUCUCCCCUAAAAACGGGCUCAUACUCCAUACUAAAAUCGAAUGGGCCCUGGAUCAUGGCGUUAUAGCCAUAGUUCCUGACGUCGAUCUAGACCCAAAAAAUCCUGAUUUCCCGCUUGAAGAUCAAGAGGAGAGAGAAGAACGCCUCAGGAACUGGGAGAACGGCAACGUUAAGGAUUACAAAGUGAUUGUAGUGGACAAAGAUCAUGAGAGAGCGAAAGAGCUACAGAAUCUCGGCGGCGAUUUCAUCACGCUGAACGACUUGCAUGGUCGCAAGUUGGAGUUUUUGAACGGUUUCCGCCCCCGCGCGCGCUAUAUUUGGUGGCAGUUUUACUCUUCAAUCACCAAGGCUUCGUGGAAGAUGAAGGCGCUCGGCCAGGAAGAUCGAGAUCUUAUGCAGAAGGAGAUUCUCAAAGCAACGCGCUUUUGGGGUAGCCCGGGACCUUACGUUACUGAGGGCAUCUUGAGCUCUUUCGCAAAGACCAUCGGCCAUUCCGUUGAGUCCUUACAUGAUAGUAUGGCUGGCAAAGGAGACACGGAAGCAGAUGAUGCAGCAUUGGCUGCUCUCACUGCUCAGGCGACGGAGGGGGAUUAUAAGUUGAUCAAACUUCUUGAGACGUCCGAUCCCAACGGCGAGGAUUUUGAGUAUAGUGAGGAGGAGGAGGAGGAGGAGGAGGAGGAGGAGGAUAAGCUUCAUUACAAGGGGGAUUCCGAUUAUGACGGGGACGGGGACGGUGAUUUGAAUUAG